This is a messenger RNA of Lichtheimia ornata, 708 nucleotides long. RefSeq lists its product as uncharacterized. The coding region runs from base 1 to 708 and encodes 235 amino acids. Gene Ontology annotation, biological process: tRNA processing. The record is from RefSeq and is a predicted model, not a curated record. The transcript has 6 exons. Gene Ontology annotation, cellular component: nucleolar ribonuclease P complex. Gene Ontology annotation, molecular function: RNA binding. Lineage: Eukaryota; Fungi; Mucoromycota; Mucoromycetes; Mucorales; Lichtheimiaceae.
AUGUACUUUGACUUUAACCUUCCUUACACAAAGAACGAUGCCAAAAACCCAAACCGUCUUCGCCUGAUCCUCGCUCGAUACAGUGAAUUGGCAGAAAGCGUGGUGGCUCUCAACUACACAACCGAUCAAUGUGCACCAGAACAGACGUUGACGAUCGAGCCGAUCAGCACGACCGAUAUAAAACAUCCUGUUGUUCAGCUCACGCGACUCACGCUCGAAAUUGAUGAACCCGUAUCCAAGGAAGCAUUAGCAGCAUUACGAUCCAAAUAUCAAUUGAUAGCCAUCCGUACUUCCAAUCCACGUGUGUUUGAAGAAGCAUGCUCCACCUACGACAUUGAUAUCAUAUCUUUGGAUUCAGGCAAGCGAUUAUCAUUUCGACUGGAUCCACUCUUGGUAAAACAAGCCAUAGCACGUGGUGUUUAUUUUGAGUUAUGCUAUAGUCAUGGCAUUCACGAUGAUACAAAACGCGCCUAUGUGCUGCAAACGAGCAAGGAACUUAUUCGCGUUACCAAUGGCGACCAUUUUAUUGUCUCAAGCGAAGCUUCAAAUGUCUCACACAUCAAAUCCUCUUUCGAUAUUGUAUACCUGCUCAAAGCACUUGGAUUACCAAAUGACAAGGCGAAGUUUGCAACGAGUAAGAAUGGAGAAGCACUUAUCAAGAGGCUAAGGAAAAAGGAAAACAAUGAGAUGCUGGUAGAUAGUGCGUAA